Messenger RNA from Saimiri boliviensis boliviensis (Bolivian squirrel monkey), 1846 nucleotides. NCBI's taxonomy places the organism in Eukaryota, Metazoa, Chordata, Mammalia, Primates, Cebidae. The record is from RefSeq and is a predicted model, not a curated record.
AGGUGAGUUCUCCACCGUCCUCCGGCCGGGCUGCGGGGCGCGGGGCGGUCCCAGGAGGCGAGUCCCUCCAUCCCCCCCCCCGGGGCAGGCGAGUUCCCUCCGGCCGCACCGUCUGGGUGGCUCCCGGGCGGGCGGGGCGCGGCGCCGCGGACUCCGGCCCGAGAAGAGGCCGGGGAAGGGCGCUCCUGAGCGGCUUGCGGGGUGGGCGCGGUAGGGAGCCUGGGGAGAGCGAGGGAGAGCGGGCAGGGGCCAGAGAGGCCGAGGCGGAGUCCCCGUGGAAACGCGCAGGUCGGGCUGGAGACGAUGGUGGACCACUUGGCCAACACGGAGAUCAACAGCCAGCGCAUCGCAGCUGUGGAGAGCUGCUUCGGGGCCUCGGGGCAGCCGCUGGCACUGCUGGGCCGGGUGCUGCUGGGCGAGGGCGUGCUGACCAAGGAGUGCCGCAAGAAGGCCAAGCCGCGGAUCUUCUUCCUCUUCAAUGACAUCCUGGUGUACGGCAGCAUCGUGCUCAACAAGCGGAAGUACCGCAGCCAGCACAUCAUCCCCCUGGAGGAGGUGACGCUGGAGCUGCUGCCCGAGACGCUGCAGGCCAAGAACCGCUGGAUGAUCAAGACGGCCAAGAAGUCCUUUGUGGUGUCGGCCGCCUCCGCCACGGAGCGCCAGGAGUGGAUCAGCCACAUCGAGGAGUGCGUGCGGCGGCAGCUGCGGGCCACGGGCCGCUCGCCCAGCACAGAGCACGCGGCGCCCUGGAUCCCCGACAAGGCCACGGACAUCUGCAUGCGCUGCACGCAGACGCGCUUCUCCGCCCUCACGCGGCGCCACCACUGCCGCAAGUGCGGCUUCGUGGUGUGUGCCGAGUGCUCGCGCCAGCGCUUCCUGCUCCCGCGCCUGUCCCCCAAGCCUGUGCGCGUCUGCAGCCUCUGCUACCGCGAGCUGGCCGCCCAGCAGCGGCAGGAGGAGGCAGAGGAGCAGGGCGCGGGGUCCCCGGGGCAGCCGGCCCACCUGGCCCGGGCCAUCUGCGGAGCGUCCAGCGGAGACGACGAUGACUCUGACGAGGACAAGGAGGGCAGCGGGGACGGUGACUGGUCCAGUCGCGUGGAGUUCUACAGCUCCGGUGUGGCCUGGUCUGCCUUCCACAGCUGACCCCCGGCCUGCAGAGAGUCUGUCCCUGGGCCAGCUCCACCGCCCAGGACUCUGAGCAGGCACAGCCGUGGGGAGUGGCGCUUUCUGGACUCCCAGUGCCUUUUUUCUGGACACCAUGUCUUUCUGGCUCCACUGCAGGUAAUGCCUUUCCGUUCAGAAAGCCCCAGAGCACCCAGAACUCUUGGGAGCAAAGGCCACUUCCCAGCUCUGCAGGCUGCAGCAGCAGCUCCAGACAGCCUCUUGAGCUGCACAAUCCCAGGUCCCUAGGCAUCUAGGGACCAGAGUGGGGUUCGGAGCGCAGAGGGAAGACAGGACAGGAGUGUAGCCUUGAGCCACAGAAGCCACCUCCACCACGACAAGCACACCCCACUGAAGAGCCUGAGUCGGGGGAGGCUUCCGGGAAGCCCAGGCCUGCCAGACAUGUGAGCUCCCCAAAGCACAGCCAGAGACUGCCGUGCUGUGGGUGUCACCAGGUCCAGGGACUGCAGCCUGAGCUCCCGGAGGUCCAGAGCAGCCGGGUGAGGACUCCGGCCUGCGUCACUUCUCUCCAGGUGUCCAGGUGUCUCGUGCCUUGUUGUCCCGUCCUCAGCUCUCCCCUUGGCCAGUGAAUCCCGUGUUUUCUGUUAGGACUCAGUUGCAAGAACAGAACCCCGCCCACACUUAAUAAUAAAAAAGAAAGUUUAUGGACUCAGAUGGUUGCAAA